Monosiga brevicollis MX1 is the source of this 2511-nucleotide messenger RNA. RefSeq lists its product as uncharacterized. The transcript is spliced from 5 exons. NCBI's taxonomy places the organism in Eukaryota, Choanoflagellata, Craspedida, Salpingoecidae. Bases 1 to 2511 code for a protein of 836 amino acids. The record is from RefSeq and is a predicted model, not a curated record.
AUGGCGCACGUCACCUCUACAAACGCCACACACCAUCAGCAUCGUUCAAGAGUCGACUGUCCACCAGCAGCAGCAGCAGCAGCAGGAGUAGCAGGAGUAGUAGCAUCGCAUCACACCGCUCUGCUCCUCUCGGGCCUCGGGGGCGUGUCGUACCUUCUUGUUCACUGUCCAAAUGUACCAAAUGCAUUUCAAACACACAGAUCACCUGUUGUAAUCAAAAUCACACACACCAUCACACACACACACUCUCUCUCUCUCUCUCUCUCUCUCGCUCUCUCUCUCUCUCUCUCUCUCUCUCUCUCUCUCUCUCUCUCUCUCUCUCUCUCUCUCUCUCUCUCUAUUUCUCUGUCUCUCUCUCUCUCUCUCUCUCUCUCUCUCUCUCUCUCUCUCUCUCUCUCUCUCUCCUCUCUCUCUCUCUUGUCUUUUGAUGACGUGCAAGGCUUUUGUGGUUCAAACACGAUUAGCUCGUGGACGAAAAAGGAUGAGGAUGGAUCAAACCACUUUGGAACAAUGAUUAAGAGGCAGCGAGAGCCGAGAACGUGCCUUGAUUCUGCUUUGGUCUCCGAGUGUGUUGUCUUUUGUCUUUCGUGUCUUUGUGCCUGUGUGUUGUCCUCUUUCUCUCUGUCUCUCUCUCUCUGUCUCUCUCUCUCUCUCUUUCCAAAUCUCUCCGUAAACCCUCUCUCUCUCUGUCUCUCUGUCUCUCUGUCUCUCUGUCUCUCUGUCUCUGUCUCUCUCUCUCUCUCUCUCUCUCUCUCUCUCUCUCUCUCUCUCUCUCUCUCUCUCUCUGGCAACUGUCCCUGUGGUUCCAUCGUGAGUACAACCCCCAGCGGCACGACGUCGGUGGGAAAUGUCUCGACCACGGAGGGCGGCAAUGAUGAGUCCAUCGGCAAGCAGGUCUGCGUCUGCCGCGAUCGCGAGCGCGAGCGCCGGAAUCAGGCGAAGGACGAUGCUGAAGGCAUGAUCACAAACCCCAUCUUUGAGAACCGCACCGCCGCUGAGAUGGGUCGAAACGCUGCAGAGGUUACGCGCAAUGCCCGCCAUGGAGGCAGCGUCAACAGUGCCAGCGGUAACGGCUCAGCCGGCGGAAGCAACCCCACCAGUCAACCUGUCAGCCGCCAUGCCAGCGAUGGUCGUGUCGGCCCUGCUCCGACCUACGACCACCUUUCGAAUGACUGGCGCCAGUCGACUGCCUCUAGCGGCCCUCCAGCCCCGGCAGCCCCGGCAGCCCCGGCCUGGACUGCAGAGUCCCAGCCAGAUCACUACGAUCACCUCGCUCAGGGCGCCACCUCGCUGGCUGGCCCCGGUCACAAUGAUCAUCCGAAUCCAGCCUACGACCAUAUCGUUCAACUGGAGUCGAGCCAAUUGCCAACCUACGACCACUUGGCCCAAUCAAAGGAGCGCGAUCGGCUCCCAGGACAAGCCUAUGCACACCUCCACGGCCGAGAGGUGGUGGAUGAGCCUUCGCGCCCCGGCGUUUACAAUCAUCUGAAUCCUUCGAGCCGAGGCACGUCUUGGCAUGGCCAAGGCUCAUCUAGCCACACGCACGAGCACUGGUCUCAUCAACGUCACUCCAUCCAUGCCCAUGCUACUCUGCCCGAGGACACCAUGAUUGCCAACGUCGCCUACGCCUCGCAUAACAUUGCGAGCGACAGCGAAAAUCAUCAACCAGAGGCCGACCCAUAUGCCGUCCCCAUUCCCAUUACCACCACCACUCUGUUGGAAGCCCCUCAACCCGAGCCUUCCCCUCGCGUCAAUAUACAGUACGCCGAAAUUCAAGGCGAGGAAGAGUCUGUUGAAGCCAUUAGCGGGGUGGAUUCCGGGGCCAUUGAUCACGAAGCCACCAAUCACCGCGACCACGCUGAUGCAUAUGAACAACAUGUGCUCCAGUCUGAAACACCAGCCAUGUCGGUCAUCCCGCUCGACCCUUUGGGACCAGUGUCUGACGUCAACCGUGACGACGAACCAGAUCCAGCGACCUACCCCUUGACCAGCACCUUCUUUUCUGGGGCCGUCACAUCGGAAACCAACGUGGAUGGCGAUGAAGAGGAGGAGGAGGGCGAGGAGGAUGGAGAGGACCACGCGCUGGAGAUGACAGUGCUCUUAGCCGACGGUCGCACCGUCCGGCGCCGUUAUGAAAACAUGAAAAGCAGCAACUUAGAAGUAGACCUAGCCAACGCCCCCCAUGAACUGCACGAAUUGGUCUUUGAGAACAUGACGCGCCAGGAAUCCGAAGCCACGCUGCGGCGAGCGCGCUCGGCAUCGGACGUGGCAGCCACGUUCCUGCUGCGGCGCAAAAACGAAUACGCCUUUGUCCUGUCCUGCGUCAUUGGUGAAGAGGUCAAGCAUAACCUCAUUCGUCGUGUCGACAAGUAUUGGCGUUUGAAUAAUGCCAUCCUCCAGCGCAACGACAUCCCGUACCGCCUCGAAGGCUUCGUUGCCUUUUUACAAGUUCACGGUGCCCUCACUCAGAACAUUAUAGGCAAUACCCUUGGCCGAUGGAUUCAACCCUGA